Thamnophis elegans (Western terrestrial garter snake) is the source of this 996-nucleotide messenger RNA. RefSeq names its product kelch-like protein 20. The record is from RefSeq and is a predicted model, not a curated record. The transcript has 8 exons. Bases 1 to 996 code for a protein of 331 amino acids. NCBI's taxonomy places the organism in Eukaryota, Metazoa, Chordata, Lepidosauria, Squamata, Natricidae. Gene Ontology annotation, molecular function: protein binding.
AUGGGUGUAUACGAAGAACGAGGGGAGCAGAUUGAACCAAACUGGAAGCUGGGUAAUUGGAGAACCAAGCAUACGUCAUCCAACAGUGGACGUCCCUUAGAGGUUCUUUAUGCAAUUGGGGGAGUCAGUCCUACAGGCAUCACCGGUGGGGUGGAGCGUUACAACCCCCUGGAUCAUGAGUGGCAAAUCCUGGGCUCGGUCUUGAGACAGCGGAGUGGCAUUGGGGUGGCUUCCCUUAAUGGGUCCAUCUAUGCAGCUGGUGGCCACGAUGGACUCGUCUGCCUCAAUAGCGUUGAGAGGUAUCUCCCCGAAAUCAAUGAGUGGAAGAGAAACGUCGCACCUCUGAGUGAACCGAAGCAAGAUGUAGCUAUGGCUGAACUCGGCGGUUACUUAUAUUGCGCUGGUGGUUUUGAUGGGCUGGUUUGCCUCAACACGCUGGAAAGAUACGACCCAGUAUUGGAUAGAUGGCAGAAGUUGGCGCCUAUGAAGUGUCGUCGAAAAGGCCUGGGCUUGGCCGUCCUGGAUGGAUAUUUAUAUGCCGUUGGGGGCUCCGAUGGAUAUUCUCCCUUAUGCUCAGUCGAGCGCUACGACCCCACAGAAGACCAGUGGGCUGCCUGCCCUCCGCUCCGCAGCUGCCGGGAAAACCUGGGUUGCGUCGCGUUGCGAGGCAAGAUCUAUGCCGUCGGUGGGCAGGAUGAAUGGACCGAACUCUGCAGCGCUGAGCGCUUUGAUCCCCUGAUCAACCGAUGGACGCCUGUGAGGCCCAUGAGGUCCAAAAGGAGCAAGGUCAGCCUUGCUGCUAUCAACGGGUAUCUCCUGGCCAUUGGCGGUUACGACGGCAUCGUUGACGUUUCGACGGUGGAAGCUUUCGACCUGGAUCUCAACGCAUGGAGAAGUUUUGGCAACACGAAGAGCCGUCACCCAGGUGGAGGCGUCACUGUGAUCCAAAUGGCCACUGAAGAUGUGGAAUCCUUUGAGUCCCCUUGGAGCAGAUAA